AAGUGGCUUCCCCAACAUUUUGACUUCAGAGCACCAAUGUUAUUGAACUUGCCCUCUUAUAAUUUUUGCUUUUCACCUGCUGCAUUAACAUCAUGCAGCCUUGUUAUCAGAAUAGAAGCAAUAAGUGUAUUCAUGGACCACAAAUCCGUGAUCUCUUUGGAGAGUUAUGCGUUGAUAGCGCGAUCUUGUACUAACACAUACUGAAGUACUUGCGUGCAGCUAACACAUACUCAAUAAAUAUUGAAGAACUUGCAUGCGGCGUUCAAGCUACAACUAUGAUGAGUUCUGAUCUCAGACUUUGCGGGCUGCUCGUCCCUUCACGUUGACAAGGAAACCAUGGGCGACAAUGAAGCUGCACAUAUUUGACGCAAUCAAAGCCAUCUAACAAAUGUAAACCGGGUCCAAUUACGAGUCCAGUCCAGCCAGGCUUGACUGAGCCCAGACUCCGAGAAGGUUCGGACUUGGGCCCGGCUAGUUGGUUCAGUCGGCCUAGCUCCCACUCCCGAACCUAUUAAAUCAAACAAUCAUCGCCGUUCAUCUGGUAUUCUAAUUUAGUGAAUGGACGGUCCUGAUCUUGGGGGCCAUGCGCGCGGGCCGCGCCUCCAAUCGCGAGGAGAGCUCGUUAAAAGCCGCGGUGUUCCGAAUAUUCCGGUGCUCGCUUCUCUUCGCCGCGCGUCGGCCAUGGCGUAUCGGAGGAAGCACGGUGCGCCCAAGGCCACCACCUUCGAGGACUUCCGAUCCACGCCGCCGCAAGUGCCGGAGGGCUCCCUUCCGUCGUCGCCGUCGCUCGCCGCCCAGGCCAUCCGCGCCUCCGCCGCCCACCGCGACUCCUCUCUCUCCUCUGCCUAUGGCGAAUCCGCCUUCUCCUCCGCCUACCGGGAUUCCAAUCGCCCCAGGUCCCCCCAGGGUUCAAAUACCUAUCGGUACACAUCGAUAAAAAGCUUGAAUGAACCUCAACAUGGUUUUUGGGGGAUUUUGGCUAGGAAAGCUAAAGAAAUUCUUGAAGAUGAUAAUGCCGCCCUGCAAUUUGAUGAGCAUGGUAGGAACCAGCUCCAGAUGGUUGACUCAUCAACAGGUGCGCAGCAGUUCCAUCGAUCCUAUUCUGAAGGCUACCGGAAGGCACAAAAGCCUGCACUUCAUAAAGGAUCAGAUUCAAUUGCUUCUUCCCUUAACCACAUUGGUGGUACAAUCAGAAAUGCCCUUGAAGAAGGCCUGACAAUUGUGGAGAACAGAACAGCUGAUAUCAUUCAAGAAACACGAAAGCUGCAAAUUAGGAGAAAAGCAAGUGGUUCCAGUGCACGAGAUCGGCCUACGGAUACAUUGGUUCCAAAUACUCUCUCUCAGAUUCAGACAGACCAAGAAACACAACUGAAGGCUUCACGCGACGUUGCAAAUGCAAUGGCUGCUAAGGCCAAACUUCUUUUACGAGAACUAAAAACAGUCAAGGCAGACCUGGCUUUUGCAAAGCAGCGGUGCUCCCAGUUUGAAGAGGAGAACAAAAUCUUGCGAGAGAGCCGUGAAAAAGGAACCAACCAUGAAGAUGACGACCUGAUAAGACUCCAGUUGGAGACAUUAUUGACUGAGAAGGCAAGGCUGGCAAAUGAGAACUCCUUAUAUGCACGAGAGAAUCGGUUCCUGAUGGAGAUUGUGGAAUACCAUCAGCUUACCAUGCAGGAUGUUGUCUACUUGGAUGAGGGCGUUGAAGAGGUCUACCAGAUCCCACCCCAUUCCUCGCCAUCUCGUUCUGCACCUGAAUUCCCCUCUCCUGUCCUCUCUAUCACUCCCUCUCCAUCUCCUGACCCGGCUUUUCCAUCAUCUCCCAAAGUCUCCACACCGAGAACCCCUACCAAUCCUGCAUCUGCUCCAAAGAUUAUUGCGAAGGCUGUGACUCCAGACAUACAGACAAGUCCAUUGGAGACAUCUCCAGAGGCCGAAGGUCCCAAGCAGCAGGAGAUUAUUCCUUCGCCAUCUUCAACAGUUGAAGGUCCCAGGCAGCUGCAGUCUCCAACCUCGCCCGCCUGAGAUCUGAGUAGACCAAUUCUAUCCUUCUCCACUUAGAUGUGCUUGGUUGGUUUGUGCAUGUAGAAUUCAUUGAUUCUGGAUUGUAUUGUUUGUAAUCAUAAACUAUGACGUCCUUUGUUGGUAUCAUCAUUAUCUACAUACUUAUGAUAACAAUGUAGGUUUUCUUGGGUCUUAUGUGCCAUCUUCCAUGCAGUUGGUUCU
Messenger RNA from Phoenix dactylifera (date palm), 2223 nucleotides. RefSeq lists its product as uncharacterized. NCBI's taxonomy places the organism in Eukaryota, Viridiplantae, Streptophyta, Magnoliopsida, Arecales, Arecaceae. The record is from RefSeq and is a predicted model, not a curated record.